Molecule: messenger RNA, 501 nt
Organism: Gossypium arboreum
Lineage: Eukaryota; Viridiplantae; Streptophyta; Magnoliopsida; Malvales; Malvaceae
Exons: 4
Coding region: 1-501 (166 amino acids)
Source: RefSeq, a predicted model, not a curated record
AUGGACUUGAUGAACUGCAUGUUCCAGCCCUACUUGGAUCAGUUUGUGGUGGUAUCUAUCGAUGACAUCUUGGUGUAUUCUAAGUCUGAAGAUGAGCACGAUGAGCAUUUGAGAGUGGUUCUACAGAUUUUUCUGAUGCGUCCCAUGUGGGUCUGGUUGUGUGCUGAUGCAAGAAGUAUUGAGUACCAUCCGGGUUGGGCCAAUGUGGUGGCCGAUGAGUUAAGUCGUAGGUCUAUGACCGAUCUGAGAGCGAUGUUCGCUCGAUUAAGUCUUUUUGACGAUGGGGGUCUGUUGGCAGAACUUCAAGUAGAGAACGGUGUUACGAUUGAUUUUGGGAUUAACAGUGAAGGGGUAUUGUGUUUUCGCGGUCGGAUUUGUGUAUCGAAUGAUGAAGGUUUGAGACUGUCGGUUUUGAAGGAGGCGCAUAGUAGCCUUUAUGCUAUACAUCCCGGUGGGAACAAGAUAUAUCGAGAUCUACAAGAGUUGUACUGGUGGCCAUGA